AUGACUAUACUCGAGGUGCUUCAAAACCCCCGGGCGAAUCCGAUUCCCUUCGUCCUUUGUCUUCUGCCUGUCGUUGUCCUGGCAGUGCAUGUUGUACCGUACUUGGUCGACGAACAUGGUCUUCGCCAAUAUCCUGGCCCUUUCCUUGCGAAAUUCACGGAUUUUUGGCUAUUCUGGGUGGCCAGUAAGUCCAGGAGGACAGACGCUAUCAAUGAACUGCACCAGAAAUACGGACCUUUCGUGCGCAUUGCGCCGAACCAUGUUUCGGUUGUUUCCCCCGGAGCGAUCUCAGCGGUGUAUGGCCAUUCCACCGGCACGAUGAAGUCAGCUUUCUAUGACGCAUUUCUGUCUCUCCGCGCUGUAUGUGGGAUAUUCCACACGCGCUCCCGCACCGAACAUUCUCGUAAGCGCCGCGUCAUGGCCCACAUGUUUUCCCCGCAGAGCGUGCGCGCCUUCGAGCCCCGGGUCAAAGGUCAUCUACAAACUUUGUUGAACCAGUGGGACGUCAUGUGCAGCAAGGUAGGGGCCAAGGAUGAAGUGAAGGCUGGCACCCUGGGAUCUAGUACGUGGGAGGUGCACGACGGCUAUGUCUGGUUUGAUGUUAGGUUUUGGUGCAAUCUGUUCACGUUUGACGUCAUUGGCGAGCUCGCCUUCGGCUCUCCUUUUGACAUGCUUCUGCGGGGUGAGGACACUGCCAAGAUAGCGAAGUCUGCCAAAGCCGGUAUGGCCUCCUAUGGUCUCACCGAUGCUGCGAAGCAACCUGUGGCUCAAUAUGAGGUCGAAGAAAUCGCUGCCAUUGAGUUGGUUACCGCGCGCACGGAGUUUGUCCCCGCUCUCGCGGUGCUUCCCGCGUACAUGCGCGAGUUCAUGAAGCGCAUGCCGCAGUACCAUCGCGGCGGAAAGGCGCUGGGCCAGAUGAUCGGCAUGGCGGCGGAUGUUGUCUCGCGGCGCCUUGCCGCCGCCCGAGAUGCGGAAAAUGACGCGAAGAUUUUUGACGAUAUGUUUGGGAGACUGUUGAACGGCCGGGACGAAAAUGGGAACCCAAUGAGUCCGCAAGAGCUGACUGCGGAGGCCAUUACGCUGCUAAUCGCAGGAUCCGAUACAACUUCCAAUUCGAUGUCGGCUAUAAUAUUCUACAUUUCCCGCGAUCAAAAGGUGCAGAAGAAACUCCAGGUCGAACUCGACGCUGCGGCCAGCGCAGACACUACCAGUAUUCUGCCUUUCGAUGACGCCAAAUCCUUGCCGUACCUCGAGGCUGUCGUCAACGAGGGCCUCCGCCUGUUCUCUCCAGUUGGUCUUGGUCUUGGUCGUGUCGUGCCCGAAGGCGGUAUCACGGUGCUCGGUCAGAAUUUCCCUGCAGGAACAGAGAUCAGCGUGCCCCUGUACAGCGUGCACCACUUGGAGGAAGUGUGGGGUGCGGACGUGGAGAAGUACCUCCCCGAGCGCUGGCUGAACGCUGAGAAACGGGGAGAGAUGAUGAAGGCGUUCAACCCGUUCUCCUUCGGACCGAGGGCCUGCAUAGGGCGCAACGUUGCCAUGUUGGAGAUCACAUUGGUCAUCGCCGCCGUCUUCCGUCGCUACGAUAUUGUCGUGCAGCCGGGCCAAGUGCUCGAAGUGCACGACAAUUUCGUUCGCAAGCCGCAUAAGUUCGUGGUUGGGAUCAAGCGUAGAGAUAUAUGA
Sparassis crispa is the source of this 1680-nucleotide messenger RNA. RefSeq names its product Benzoate 4-monooxygenase. Gene Ontology annotation, molecular function: heme binding; oxidoreductase activity, acting on paired donors, with incorporation or reduction of molecular oxygen; iron ion binding. The transcript is spliced from 7 exons. The record is from RefSeq and is a predicted model, not a curated record. Bases 1 to 1680 code for a protein of 559 amino acids. Lineage: Eukaryota; Fungi; Basidiomycota; Agaricomycetes; Polyporales; Sparassidaceae.